Leguminivora glycinivorella is the source of this 3714-nucleotide messenger RNA. RefSeq names its product probable ATP-dependent RNA helicase kurz (gene kz). Gene Ontology annotation, cellular component: nucleolus; intracellular anatomical structure. The record is from RefSeq and is a predicted model, not a curated record. The transcript is spliced from 19 exons. Gene Ontology annotation, molecular function: ATP binding; RNA binding. Lineage: Eukaryota; Metazoa; Arthropoda; Insecta; Lepidoptera; Tortricidae. Gene Ontology annotation, biological process: maturation of SSU-rRNA from tricistronic rRNA transcript (SSU-rRNA, 5.8S rRNA, LSU-rRNA). Bases 106 to 3675 code for a protein of 1189 amino acids.
CACGUUUCUUUGACGUGCUUUUACAGUAUUUUAAUUUUUCUGCAUGUUUAAAACAAAAUGUAAAACCUAACAUUCAUCCAAACAGUUUAAAAUAUUGUGGUUAAAAUGGGGAAGCGAGUUUAUAAUGCUAAGGCUCGCCAAGUUGUUAAAACUAGCAUAGAUAACACCAAAACCAAUGAGAUCAAACUAGAAUUUGCGAACAACGAAUAUGGAUCGCCUGAUGCGAGUAAUAUCCUCGCUCUGCCUGCAAAGAAGAGAGAGACGAGAAUCAUCAAUGAAAAGAAGGAGAAAACACGAUUCCUCUCAAAACAGCAGAGGAAACGGCUUGAAAAGAUUGUCGACAAGAAAAAGAAAAAGGAAAAUAGAUCGGCUCUUCUAGACUCCCUCGCUCAAGUCCAGGCAUCGCAGGAAGAGGUGAAUCAGAUGACAACAAUCUCGACUGUACAGACUCUGGGUCUACGAAGGCUUACGGAUCUAAGUACCGUUGCACCUGCACAAGAAGCGGACACUAGCGGGAAUGAGAAGAAAUUUAGUAGCAUUGCUGGAGCAAAAAAACGAUUGCGCCUUCUGAAACUCGAUAGUGAGGAGAAAAAGAAGAAAUCUAAAUAUGACCCCAAUGUAGUUGGUCUUGAAGAAUCUUCAGAAGAAUCAAGUUCGGAAUCUGAAGAUGAACCAGAGAUAGUAGAAGAAAAAGUAAACACUCAAAACAGCACUCUAAAUGAUGUUAACAAAGAUGAAACUGUAAUAAUCAAAGAUGAUGAAAUUAAAAAUAAAAUAGAUGCUGAUAGUAUCCAAGAUUUGACGGAAAAAGGGCAUAAAGUGUCAAGAAAUGGGAUAUUAAAAGUAACACUAAAAAAACCAGAAAAGGUUAAAGAAGAAGUUAAAAAGCCAAAGUUGGAACAUCCAACAAUUGUUGUUGAAGUAAAAAGAGACCCUAAGAUUCAGGUAGCGAGGCUGAAACUCCCGAUUUUGGGGGAAGAGCAGAGAAUUAUGGAAUUAGUCAAUGAAAAUGAGUUUUUAGUUGUUGCGGGUGAAACAGGAAGCGGUAAAACCACCCAAAUACCCCAGUUCCUCUACGAAGCGGGGUAUGCUGAGCACAAAAUGAUAGCAGUGACCGAGCCGAGAAGAGUAGCCACCGUUGCCAUGGCAGCGAGAGUCGGGUACGAGUUGGGGUUGAGCAACAAGGAAGUGUCUUAUUUGAUGAGAUUUGAGGGCAAUGUCACUAAGGAUACGAAGGUCAAGUUCAUGACUGACGGUGUCCUUCUAAAAGAAAUCCAAUCAGAUUUUCUCCUAAGCAAAUAUUCUGUAGUAAUAAUCGAUGAAGCACACGAAAGGAGCGUUUACACUGAUAUUCUACUAGGGCUACUAUCCAGGAUAGUUCCUCUUAGGAGAAAGAGGGGUAGUCCUCUGAGACUCAUUGUCAUGUCUGCUACGCUUCGGGUUGAAGAUUUUACGGAAAAUACUAGACUUUUUAAGGAACCACCGCCAGUUAUUAAGAUUGAAUCCAGGCAGUUUCCUGUGACAGUGCAUUUCAAUAAGCACACAUACAGCGAUUACCUAAAAGAGGCGUUUAAGAAGACCGUCAAAAUACACACGAGACUCCCUGAAGGUGGCAUUCUCAUUUUCGUCACCGGACAACAAGAGGUGAACUAUCUAGUCCGUAAACUGCGAGCCUCGUUCCCCUACCGCAAAGACGUGGAUUAUACAAAACUGAUCACCAAGAAGAAGGCCGUGAGUGAAGAAGACGCGGCUUUGGACUCCGAGCCUGAGGAUAUUGAGUCUGAUGAUGAUGAGGUUGAAAAGGAAAUGAAACGAGCACGCAAAGCCCGAAAGAAGGCAAAGAAGAAGUCUAAAGCGCUGCCCAAAAUAAACUUAGACGAUUACGACAUGCCUGAGGACGACGGACAAGCGGACUUGGUCGGGAGCGAUGAAGAUAGCGAGGGGCAUCUGAGCGAUUCAGAUGCCGAAGAAGACACUCUAGCACCCGCAAUAAAAUCCUGCCGGCAACCCCUAUGGGUGCUACCUCUAUACUCCAUGCUAUCUUCAGCCAAGCAAGCCAGAGUUUUCGAGCCAGCGCCCCCUGGUGCGAGAAUAUGUGUAGUUAGCACGGACGUCGCUGAGACCUCGCUUACUAUACCGGCCAUUAAAUAUAUCGUGGAUAGCGGGAAGAAAAAGAUGCGUGUCUACGACCACUCAACAGGCGCCAGCGCAUGGCGCGUGGUAUGGACAUCGCAGGCCUCCGCCGAGCAGCGCUCCGGACGCGCCGGGCGUACGGCACCCGGACACGCUUACCGGCUCUACAGCUCCGCCGUCUUCCAGCACGAUUGUCCGGAACAACACCCGCCGGAUCUCUGCCGAAGGCCGGUCGAUGACCUGGUGCUGCAGAUGAAGUGUAUGGGGAUUGACAAGGUGGUGAAUUUCCCCUUUCCGACGGCGCCUGAUCGGAUGCAGCUGCGACUGGCCGAGAAGCGGUUAGAAGUGCUGGGGAUUCUAGAGAAGGUGGACACCAAGAGGAAAGAUGAUGAAGAGGUUCUAAAAGUGACGCCCCUAGGGAAGGCGGUAUCUGCGUUCCCUAUACUUCCACGCUACGGCAAAAUGUUGGCGUUGAGCCACCAACAGAAUCUCCUGCCUUACACUAUUCUCUUAGUGUCUGCUCUUACUGUUCCUGAGGUGAUGUCCGGCAAACCGGACAACUGGCCGGCGACGGGAAACUUGCAACUGCUGGGCGAUCCAGGCGUGUUGUUACGGGCAGUGGGCGCGGCCGAACAUGCUCACUCCAAUGGCGAAGAGGAACUUUUCUGUGCGAAACACGGGCUUAGAGAGAAGGGCAUCAAAGAGAUCCGCAAACUUCGCAAGCAGCUAACAUCAGAGAUCAACCUGAGCGUGGCCAACGUAGAUGUGUCCGUUGACCCCAAGAUGGCGCCACCCGACGAUAGACAAGCAAGAUUGCUACGACAAUUGUUACUUAGUGGGCUGGGAGACCAAGUUGGAAGGAAAAUAGGACUGGAUGAAGUUAAAGAAGGCGAAGACAAACGUAAAUUCAAGUACGCUUACCACUGCGGCGAUCUCGAAGAGCCAGUCCACCUCCACUCAGAAUCCAUACUGCGUCGCACCAUUCCCGAAUGGGUGGUAUACCAGGAGCUAUACGAGACUGGUGGUGAAGAGAAACGGAAGAUGGUUAUGAAAAACGUCACUGCUAUUGAGCCGGAGUGGCUACCAAACUAUGUGCCGCAGUUAUGCAAUCUUGGCGAUCCUCUAACUGAGCCGGAGCCAAGAUUCGACGACAAGUCUGGUCGAGUGAAGUGCCACUUUAAAGGCACCUUUGGCAAAGCUGGCUGGGAGUUACCUAUGGUCGAAAUAGAUUUCCCUGACAAAAUCGAGAGAUACAGAUGGUUCGCCCGUUUCCUCCUAGACGGCACAGUAGUACCCAAGCUCAAGAAAUACGCCAGCUCUUUACUGUCACCUCCCUCCACCAUGGUCAAGAGCUGGGCUAAACUUCAGCCAAGAACGGAGAUUAUGUUAAAAGCGCUCAUUAUGAAGAGAGUGGGGAACAGAGAGACGUUGUUCAACAUGUGGGAAGAACAAAGCAAUUAUUUACUGGACGAGUAUUUGAAAUGGCUACCAGAAUCAGCUCACAACGAGGUGACGUUAUUUUGGCCGCCACUAAAACCGUGAAUAUUACGUAUAUAAAUAUACUAUGUUAAUAAUAGAAAU